UGAGGGUUCAGAGCAGAACCGGGUCAGGGACAACCCAUGAGAGACCUUAAAACCAGACUCAGCUGGACCAGAAGGACGGGAGAGAACCAGCAAAGGAAGAGGAGGCGGACCAGGGACCCAAAAACCUUCAGAGGGACGAUUUACAGCUGACCUUUAAUGAGUCAAAGGUCAACAGCUGAGCAGGAUCAGCUGAUAUCCUUUGGGCGGAGCCAGACUUCUGUCUGUGUGAUUUCAUGUCUGUCAUAUUCAGGUAGAGCGCCCCCCUGUGCCCACUCUGUGGUCUGAAGAGUAAACCGUGUUGGUCUGUGCUCAGAUGUUUCAUGCCGCCUGUUGUUGUGGUUUCGACAGAGUCCGCCCUCAGAGGGACCCAAACCUUCAGACUCAGUUUCUCUUGAUUCAGACAGAAAAACCAGCAGAACCAGAGCCGGAGGAACAUCUGAGUGAAAACUCUCCGGAGUUCAGACAAUAAAAACAGACUUUAGUUUUGAGGUGAGUCUCUUUUCGGCUGACUUUUCUCACAUCCUCCUUCCCCUCUUCGCGGUUUUCAAACAGGAUGUACUCACCACAUCUGCUGUAGACGGUCAGUGAAGCUCCAGCCUGCACCACCAUGAAAGCGACGCUUCUGUUCCUGUGUGAGUAAAAAACUCUUUAUUCGUGAAACUUCACGUACUUCAGAGCAGAGCGAGCGUUUUUAGAUUUAAAGAUUUACACUUUGACUGUCGUUGGUGAGAGGGAUCUGGUCAAAUGUUCACACACACACACACACACACACACACACACACACUGAGCGCUCUGGUUGUCGUUCCAGUGUCGGUGCUGAGGAUGGACCGGACGUCGGCUCGGACUGCAGGUGAGUUUUUUGUCUUUUUAUCGGUUUUUGAAAGACGAUAAAGUCUUGACCGUUAGACGUGGUCGUAGAAAGUUCUGAUGGUUUAUAGAGGGCGUGGGAGUUCAAAGGUCAGCCUGAGUCUUCCCUGAGGUCCUCAGACCCCAGACUCGUCUCAAACAGUGGGAUUUAAGAGUGUCCUUCAGAAAGACCCUCACAUACGACCCUCAGAGCUGAGACGACUUCCUGUUUCCAUCCGACAUCAUAAACCCGAUCAAAUGAUUGACAUGUAUGAACCACAGACUGUGUCAGAUGUGGGCGGAGCCUCUCUUUACUUUAAACAUCGUAGUUCAGAGACGAUCCGACAGACCUGAGGGCGAACUCAGCUGACUCCGCCUCCGUCAAAAAGGACAGCAGGACUCAUCCGGUGGCGUCCUGACCACAAACAGCCAACAUCACAUGGUCACAUGUUCCAGGGCGCUCAUUUACGACGAAUAAUAGACGUGUGCGAAUUGUCAAAUGUAUUUAGAGUCACAUGUGUGAAUAAAAACGAUCAACAAAUGUUUUUUUCUCCUGUAAAUAUGGUGGUGAAGUUAGUUUCAGGUUGGAUAUAUUUUCCUGUAAAUACGGCGGUGAAGUUAGUUUUAGGUUGGAUAUAUUUUCCUGUAAAUACGGCGGUGAAGUUAGUUUCAGGUUGGAUAUAUUUUCCUGUAAAUACGGCGGUGAAGUUAGUUUCAGGUUGGAUAUAUUUUCCUGUAAAUACGGCGGUGAAGUUAGUUUUAGGUUGGAUAUAUUUUCCUGUAAAUACGGCGGUGAAGUUAGUUUCAGGUUGGAUAUUUUUUCCUGUAAAUACGGCGGUGAAGUUAGUUUUAGGUUGGAUAUAUUUUCCUGUAAAUACGGCGGUGAAGUUAGUUUCAGGUUGGAUAUUUUUUCCUGUAAAUACGGUGGUGAAGUUAGUUUUAGGUUGGAUAUAUUUUCCUGUAAAUACGGUGGUGAAGUUAGUUUUAGGUUGGAUAUAUUUUCCUGUAAAUACGGCGGUGAAGUUAGUUUCAGGUUGGAUAUAUUUUCCUGUAAAUACGGUGGUGAAGUUAGUUUUAGGUUGGAUAUAUUCUCCUGUAAAUACGGCGGUGAAGUUAGUUUUAGGUUGGAUAUAUUUUCCUGUAAAUACGGCGGUGAAGUUAGUUUCAGGUUGGAUAUAUUUUCCUGUAAAUAUGGCGGUGAAGUUAGUUUUAGGUUGGAUAUAUUUUCCUGUAAAUACGGCGGUGAAGUUAGUUUUAGGUUGGAUAUAUUUUCCUGUAAAUACGGCGGUGAAGUUAGUUUCAGGUUGGAUAUAUUUUCCUGUAAAUACGGCGGUGAAGUUAGUUUCAGGUUGGAUAUAUUUUCCUGUAAAUACAGCGGUGAAGUUAGUUUUAGGUUGGAUAUCUGACGGACAUUCUCUGAGGAUCUACCGGUGUCUUCUCACUCUCCAUAACCAGGAAUAACAACAGCAGCGCGGUUAAAUCUACUCGACACCCACACUGUCAAUGUCGGUGUUGAAUAAGGGACCGUCAAUAAAUUACCGGUUGAUGUUCUCAGAAAAGGCUGUUUUCCUUCAAUAGCUUCACUGUCAUGUGACCAAAAGACCUGAAAUUGAUUUCUAAUAAUAGUACUAAGGUCGAUCAAUUAGACAAACAUUAUUGAUCAGUUUUCAUUGAAGUUUUGUGUGUGUUCCUUACUUUUUUAACUCAGGAGAACAUGUGAACAGAGUUAGUGUCGAUCCCUGGUGUUAGUGUCGGGUCCAGGGGUGAGGACUCCAAAUCCAGGACCUGGACUUGAGUCCUAAAUUUGAGGACAAUUUGAGAUCAUGAUGAAGGAUCCAGAACCUCUAACUGGUCUUCUGUCUCCGUUCCAGCCCCCGUCACGGUCUCUCCGAACCUCUCUCAGUUUUUCGAGUACAUGAACGUCUCCAUUGGCUGUGAUCAGCUAGGCUCCCCUGAUUGGACAGUGUGGAGAUACACAAAGAGGUGAGUUUUUCUUACCCACAAUCCUCAGAGUCCUUAGCCCCUCAGAUGAAGAUCCAAACCCCAGACUGACAGAAACCAUCAUGGAAACUUCUUUCAGUUAAUAUUUAAAACCUUCGACUCUCUGGAUGUUGAUGGUCAAAUGUUCUGAUAUAGUUUUAUACAUAAUCUGUAACAAACUGAAAUCUUUGAACUCACUGACUUUCAACAACUGCAGGUUAACAAGUCAUGGGUUUGGACUCUGUAUUGACUAAUCACUGUUUUUUCUCUGUUUUGUAAAAUAAAAAUUGUCUGGAUGUAAAUUUUACGCACACUUCCCCACAGUAACUCAGAUAUGGAACAAUAAUCCAAUCAAAAAGAGGUACAAAGCUUUAUUAUUAUCAAAGUAGUUCUUUACUUUGUUUAUCGUUUUUGCUAUUUUCACUUUUAUUCCAUUAUUUUGUGAUUUCCAGUCAAUUUAUCAUCAAUAAUAUCACCUAAAAAUGUUAUUUCAUUUACUUUAUCAAUGUUUACUGUAGCAUCGAUGUUUUUACCUUUAAGACCCAACAGUAUAAAGUUUUUAUUUUUGUUCAAUAUUUAAGGAUAAUAAUAUAAAUAAUAAUAUUAUAUACAGAGAAUAAAAAUAUAAAAUGAAUUUAAAUAAAAAAUAUAAAUAGAUAUAUAAAUAAAAAUUCAUUAUAAAUAUAAAUAAAAAAAUAUAGACAUAUAAAUAAAACUAUAAUAUGAAUAUAAAUAAAUAAAAAUAGAUAUAUAAAUAAAACUAUAAUAUGAAUAUAAAUAAUAACAUUAAAUAUAAUGAAUAAAAAAUAUAAUAUAAAUACAAAUAAAUAUAAAUAGAUAUAAAUAAUAAUAUCAUAAUAUAAAUAAAUACAAAUAAAUAAAUAUAAAUAAAAUAGAUUUAUAAAUAAAAAUCUAAUAUGAAUUUUAAUAUUCAAAUUUAUUGACAUUAAACCAGAGUCUUAUUUUUGUCAUUUCUUUUCCAACCACCUCCGACACACAUUCUAGAUUUUCUCCAGUAUAAAAACCAUCACUGAUCAUCAUUGAUCAUCCAUCCAUUGAUUGGACUUUUAUCAACACAGAGAUGAAAAACUAUCGUGUGAUGGAAUCAUGUGGUCUGCUGGUUUUUCCAGUCCAGAAUCUAUUUUGUCCUCCUGUGGUUCGGGUUGGGGACAGAAGACGUCCUCUGGCUGCAACAUCAACACCACCAAAGUGUCGGACAGCGGCGUUUACUGGUGUGAGUCCAAACACCGGGUCAGCAGCCGCGCCGUCAACAUUACCGUCACAGGUGAGAACCAGAAAAAACUCUCUUUAGGAGAAACCAGGUCUGACCGGACUCACAGGGGACUCUGUGUGUCCCCCUGUGAUGGUCUGUCUGUUUUAAGAUUUCGACAGGCGACUCUGUGAUUCAUCCGUGUGAGGAAGUGAACCGUGGUCAGGACCGUGACUCAGACCAGAGCAGGAAACCCUGACUGUCAGAGACUCCAGGACUUAGUCGAGACCCCUGCAGAGUCUUGAGGACAGGUUCUGUUGUUGUUUUGGUGUCCAGGUCAUGAUAGAAGUUCCUGUUAGAACCUGUGGCUGUGCCGGUCUACAGUCCUGCCCCCCUGAUGUGUCGAGGGCCCUUCAGAUACGGAUACGACCUUUUAGUAGACGUUCAGGAUGAAGGUGGAAGUUGGGGGUAACUCUCUUUUGGAAAGGACAGUUGGACUUACUUGAGACGUUUCGCCUCUUAGGUGAAACGUCUCAAGUAAGUCCAACUGUCCUUUCAACAAAGACUUGGAAAUCAUAGAUGCUGCAUCUCCAGGUUUAGGAGCAACAUCUGCGUCCAUCCAGACAAAGACUUCUUCAGGGACGACCUUCAGAUGAUCCCAAACUAGAUUCUGACAACAGUUGAAAUGUGGAAUGUCGAACUCUUUGUUGUCUUUGUUUCUGUCAGUCCUGGUGAUCCUGCAGGGUCCGGUCCAUCCUGUGAUGGAGGGAGAUGACGUCACUCUGAACUGUUCAUCCAAGGGGUCCAGAACCGCGGCUGAUUUCUACAGAGGCAACUCUUUGAUCAGAACCGAGCCCACAGGCCUCAUGACCAUCCAGAACGUCUCCAAGGCCCAUGAAGGCGCCUACAAAUGUCGAAUCAACGACAUGAAGGAUUCCGAGCCCAGCUGGCUGCUGAUGGAAGGUGGAGUAAAGCUUCAGGGACUGGUUUUUCUUUCGUGUUUGAGUUUCGAACAAAGAUCUUGAUCAUUUGUUGCUGUGUUCAUGUUCUUCAUCUGACCUGUGGAGGUUCUCUGCUAGGGUGUGGUAGGACAGUCAUAGACGUCCUGUAGCUGACCACAGAUCAGAGGGGGCGCUGUUGUGCUGGUAUACCUGACUUUGUCCUGAAGGUCUUUGUCCUCUCCUAUAGACGGGUCAGGACCGGUCUCGCUCUCCGUGUCCCCGGACUCCUCGCAUACCUUUGAGUAUGAAAACUUGACGCUGAGCUGUGGGAAGGACAGCAGGUCUCGUGGCUGGAGGGUCAUCAGGGCCAGCUACCCCAAGUUAAAGCUGUCCACCUGUGGAAACGGGUGGGGGUAUCCCACUGGUUCUGGCUGCUUCUUCAACACCACCAAAAAGUCAGACAGCGCCAUCUACUGGUGUGAGUCUCCAAGGAAGCAGCGGAGCAACUCUGUCGACAUCACCGUCCACGGUAACGCAACAGCAGGUCUCCGAUUAGAGACAGGGAGAUCUGAGCUUCCUGUCUCUGACCAGCAGGUGGAGCUGUGACCACAGAGCACUAAUGAUACUAAGAUGUUCAGACCAAGAGUCUCCGAUCAUACUCAUGACGUUAGAGACCGUUCAAACCCGGUACCUUAGUUUCAUGGUAACUUCCUGUUACAGGGCGAGACAUCAAACUUUGACAAGCUGCAGCAGCCACACCCUAAAACCUCAAACCCUGACCCUCAAUCCCUGACCCUCAAACCCUGACCCUCAAACCCUGACCCUCAAACCUGUGAUUUUCCUAAAGGUCUCCUCUGGUGUUUUUACCAAAUAAGGAGAGGAUUACCAGGCCAGUCCAUUACGGACUACAGUGGGGUGACACAGCUCAAGGAAGAACAUUUAGAAAUGAUCAUAAAUGUUCUUCCUUGAGCUGUGUCACCCCGCUGUAGUCCGUAAUGGACUGGCCUGAGGUCUCUCUACAAACAAGCGUCUGCUGGAAGAGAGUAGGUGAGUUGUGUUUAGUCUCUUUGUUAAAGAAAUGAGUCAAAGUUAAAAAGAUGUUUGGUGUCUAGUACUAUGUCUGUGACCCUAUAUGUACUAACCUCAGUAGAACAUGGUGUAGUUCCGUUCAGUAACAGAACCUCAUUGGAAAAUUAGCUGAUUUAACUUUACUGUGCUCUUGUUCAAAUAUAUUAACUCGACAGCACAUAAAUCCAUACCUGUUAACAAAAUCAUGAUUUUAUUGAUAAUUCGGCUCAAUAAAAACACCUUUACCUUUUCAUUUUACUACAGUAGAAGUUUAUUGGCCCAGAUUAUAGACUACAGAGGUGGAGAAACGCCCCCGCUUAAGUUCAUGUUUUCUGAAUCUAGUACUAUGUCUGUGACCCUAUAUGUCCUGUUGAUGAAGUUAGGUGCUGUUCUGAGCAUUAUUUGUGUCUAUAGAGUGGCGUUUUGGUUGGGGGCGUGGCUCUCUGUAUUUCUAUCCUGCGGUCGUUACUAAAGUUGGUAUAACUAGAGAAGGAAGCGGUCGACAACAUUCAUCACUGGGGGCGGGGUCUGACUCGGUGUUUGACCCUACAUUAAUUUUACGUCGGAAUAUCCCUUCAAGCCUGGAGUUUCAUGUGGCCACCAGGUGGUGCUAUGACUGUGAUGACAAAUAUGAAGUUUCUGGACAUUGGAGUGUUUAGACCGUUUGAGUUUCUCACUGUAAGUUCAGAAGUUUUUUCAGUAGGACAGGAGUGAGGAGUCAGGCAGUCCCCCCUGCUGUGAAAUCUGUCCUCAGACUCUCAGGUACGUCCUCUGUCUCUGGGAGAAACCCUGUCCUGUCCUCUUCUCUAACACCAUCUGUCUUCUCCUCUUUUGUCUCCAGGUCCGGAAAAAGACGUGGUCCUGCAGAGUCCGGUCCUUCCUGUGACAGUUGGAGACAACGUCACUCUGAGCUGUAGAACCAGGACCUCCACCAAACACCACGCUGAGUUUUAUAACGGCGAAAACAACGUUGGGACUGGACCUGCAGGUCACAUGACCAUCCCCAGUGUUUCCUUGUCUGCUGAGGGCCAGUACUGGUGUAAGGUCAAAGAUCAUAAAAAGUCUCCGCCCAGCUGGCUGUUCGUCAGAGGUGAGUGAAGAGAAACCGUCCUCCACAGCCGAUCGCUCCUUUUUUCACUCUUUCACUUUAUUUAAAAAAAAAACAAAAACGAAGACGAGGACGAUUUUCAAAACGUCACAGAAACUCUUAAAGGAAGUGAAACAAACGAAAAAGAAAAACCUGGAGGAUCACUGAAGACCAACACCCUCUACUGGACACUUCAAGACCUGCACUUUCCAGCACCACCGUGAUCGGUCUCCUCAUUGGUCAGCAGAGAUGUCAAUCAUAACGUGAUCGCUCGAACCAUGUGACCGGUGUUGGGCAUCGAGUCUCGAGCCCUGAUGGGGACCGGGACAUGAUUAGGGGAAGGUCCCGCCUCCUUCGCCUCUGAUUGGGUGGGAAAUCUGGGCUGUGAAACGUCAUCACACGCUCCAGCCGAGCGCCGGUUCUGUACAUCGAGCAGAACAUUAUCGCAAAUCUGACGCUGUGUUUGAGUUUCCUCGGAGCCGAAAAUGACGUCACACCCGAGCUCCCAGCGUUUCAGUCACCAGGUCGGAAAAAAGCGAAAUCGGAGGCCUGAAACAAAAUGGCUACAUCUACGAAAGUUAUUUUGGCGCUCCUCUUUGCCGACUUUGUGGCGUUAUUUUCAGCUCCGACAUCUGACUUCAGAGGUAACUCAAACGCAGCAUCAGUUGCCGAGUCGGAAAAAAGCGAAAUCGGAGGCCUGAAACAAGAUGGUUGUAUCUCCGAAGUUUUAUUUUGGCGCAUGUCUUAUGUUCGGACAAGGCUAGCGCUAAAAUAACUUUCGUAGAUGUAGCCAUCUUGUUUCCGACUUGGUAACUGAAACGCUGGGAACAUUUUCAGUGACAUCUGACUUCAGAGGAAACUAGAACGCAGCAUCAGCCACAAGGACUAACCAAUUGGAGCCCAGCGCUUCUAGCCAAUCAGAGGUGAAGGAGGCGGGACCUCCCCCGUUACUAACAUUCUGAUUCUCCUGGUACCGUUCAAAUUUUAAAAUUUCGAUUUCCAAGUUUCGAUGCCGGAGUUUUCCGACCGGAAGACAUAGCUGCCGAACACCAACGAGGAAGAUUCCACUGAACACUGACGAAGAAGCGGACCGGAACAGGAAUGGAAACGAGGAAUCGGAAUCGGAAUCGUUCAAAAUCAAACGAUGCCUAACUGUACUUGUACUCGCAGUUGUGUUUGUUCCUACAGAUCCAAACCUUCAGCUCCAGUCCACUCGGCCUCUACCCGCCGUGAUACCUAAACUCGUGGUGGUGAUCCUCUUCCUCAUCUGUACAGUCCUCACCGUGAGGUCAUGGAAAUCACAGCAUUACCGACUCGGACCGCCAGGUAACGCUCACCUGAACAACCAAUCACAAAACAAUACAGGAACCAAAACGGCUAACAUGUGAGCGAUCUUUAGCAUGUGAGCGAUCUUUAGCAUGUGAGCGAUCUUUAGCAUGUUAGCGAUCUUUAGCAUGUCAGCGAUCUUUAGCAUGUCAGCAAUCUUUAGCAUGUUAGCGAUCUUAAGCAUGUUAGCGAUCUUUAGCAUGUGAGCGAUCUUUAGCAUGUGAGCGAGCUUUAGCAUGUGAGCGAUCUUUAGCAUGUUAGCGAUCUUUAGCAUGUGAGCGAUCUUUAGCAUGUGAGCGAGCUUUAGCAUGUGAGCGAUCUUUAGCAUGUUAGCGAUCUUUAGCAUGUUAGCGAUCUUUAGCAUGUUAGCAAUCUUUAGCAUGUGAGCGAUCUUUAGCAUGUGAGCGAUCUUUAGCAUGUGAGCGAUCUUUAGCAUGUUAGCGAUCUUUAGCAUGUCAGCAAUCUUUAGCAUGUUAGCGAUCUUUAGCAUGUGAGCGAUCUUUAGCAUUUUAGCGAUCUUUAGCAUAUUAGCGAUCUUUAGCAUGUUAGCGAUCUUUAGCAUGUGAGCGAUCUUUAGCAUGUGAGCGAGCUUUAGCAUGUUAGCGAUCUUUAGCAUGUGAGCGAUCUUUAGCAUGUUAGCGAUCUUUAGCAUGUGAGCGAUCUUUAGCAUGUUAGCGAUCUUUAGCAUGUUAGCAAUCUUUAGCAUGUUAGCGAUCUUUGGCAUGUGAGCGAUCUUUAGCAUGUGAGCAAUCUUUAGCAUGUUAGCGAUCUUUAGCAUGUGAGCGAUCUUUAGCAUGUGAGCGAUCUUUAGCAUGUUAGCGAUCUUUAGCAUGUCAGCGAUCUUUAACAUGUCAGCAAUCUUUAGCAUGUUAGCUAUCUUAAGCAUGUUAGCGAUCGUUAGCAUGUGAGCGAUCUUUAGCAUGUGAGCGAGCUUUAGCAUGUGAGCGAUCUUUAGCAUGUUAGCGAUCUUUAGCAUGUGAGCGAUCUUUAGCAUGUGAGCGAGCUUUAGCAUGUGAGCGAUCUUUAGCAUGUUAGCGAUCUUUAGCAUGUUAGCGAUCUUUAGCAUGUCAGCGAUCUUUAGCAUGUUAGCAAUCUUUAGCAUGUGAGCGAUCUUUAGCAUGUGAGCGAUCUUUAGCAUGUGAGCGAUCUUUAGCAUGUUAGCGAUCUUUAGCAUGUUAGCGAUCUUUAGCAUGUCAGCAAUCUUUAGCAUGUUAGCGAUCUUUAGCAUGUGAGCGAUCUUUAGCAUUUUAGCGAUCUUUAGCAUAUUAGCGAUCUUUAGCAUGUUAGCGAUCUUUAGCAUGUGAGCGAUCUUUAGCAUGUGAGCGAGCUUUAGCAUGUGAGCGAUCUUUAGCAUGUUAGCGAUCUUUAGCAUGUGAGCGAUCUUUAGCAUGUUAGCGAUCUUUAGCAUGUGAGCGAUCUUUAGCAUGUUAGCGAUCUUUAGCAUGUUAGCAAUCUUUAGCAUGUUAGCGAUCUUUGGCAUGUGAGCGAUCUUUAGCAUGUGAGCAAUCUUUAGCAUGUUAGCGAUCUUUAGCAUGUCAGCGAUCUUUAGCAUGUCAGCGAUCUUUAGCAUGUGAGCAAUCUUUAGCAUGUUAGCGAUCUUUAGCAUGUUAGCGAUCUUUAGCAUGUUAGCGAUCUUUAGCAUGUGAGCGAUCUUUAGCAUGUGAGCGAUCUUUAGCAUGUUAGCGAUCUUUAGCAUGUUAUCGAAAAAUUUCCCAGUAAAUGACAGUUUAUGAUCCUAACUCAGCAGCAGCGCCUCCUAGAGGUUUGAGACAAAAACAGGAUCCUUCAAAACUGUUCUGAUAUAAAAAAAAACAGGAGCUUUAAAAUCCUCAUUCACCUGUCUGUAAUCUGAGUGAACCUGUCUGUAGUUUGUCUGUAAUCUGAGUGAACCUGUCUGUAGUUGGUCUGUAGUCUGAGUGAACCUGUCUGUAGUUGGUCUGUAAUCUGAGUGAACCUGUGUGUAGUUUGUCUGUAAUCUGAGUGAACCUGUCUGUAGUUGGUCUGUAAUCUGAGUGAACCUGUCUGUAGUUUGUCUGUAAUCUGAGUGAACCUGUCUGUAGUUUGUCUCGUUUAUCUGUAUUUUUCUGUAGUUUGUCGGUAGUCUGUGUUUAUCAUAUACCUGUAGUAUGUCUGUAGUCUGUCUGUAUCUGCCUGUAGUUUGUCUGUAGUCUGUCUGUAUCUGCCUGUAGUUUGUCUGUAGUCUGUCUGUAUCUGCCUGUAGUUUGUCUGUAGUCUGUCUGUAUCUGCCUGUAGUUUGUCUGUAUCUGUCUGUAGUUUGUCUGUAUCUGCCUGUAGUUUGUCUGUAGUUUGUCUGUAUCUGUCUGUAGUUUGUCUGUAGUUUCUCUGUAUCUGUCUGUAGUUUUCUAUCAGUCUGUAGUUUGUCUGUAGUCUGCGUAGGUCUGUCUGUAGUUUGUCUGUAGUCUUUCUAAAGUCUGUAGUUUGUCUGUAUUCUGUAUAGGUCAGUCUUUAGCGUCUGUAGUCUGUUUGAAGUCUGUUGUGUGUCUGUGGUUUGUCUGUAGUCUGUAAAUAUCCUCUCAUGGUUCUGAAAGUCAGAGAAGAACCAAAACAGACUUGGUAUAAAUAUAUUGAACUCUAAUAUUUGAACAGUUCUGAUUGAUUAUUGAUCAGGCGUCUGUGAUGGUUGAAUUUGAACAGUUCUGAUUGAUUAUUGAUCAGGUGUCUGUGAUGGUUGAAUUUGAACAGUUCUGAUUGAUUAUUGAUCAGGUGUCUGUGAUGGUUAUAUUUGAACAGUUCUGAUUGAUUAUUGAUUAGGCGUGUGUGAUGGUUGAAUUUGAACAGUUCUGAUUGAUUAUUGAUCAGGCGUCUGUGAUGGUUGAAUUUGAACAGUUCUGAUUGAUUAUUGAUCAGGUGUCUGUGAUGGUUGAAUUUGAACAGUUCUGAUUGAUUAUUGAUCAGGUGUCUGUGAUGGUUGAAUUUGAACAGUUCUGAUUGAUUAUUGAUCAGGCGUCUGUGAUGGUUAUAUUUGAACAGUUCUGAUUGAUUAUUGAUCAGGCGUCUGUGAUGGUUAUAUUUGAACAGUUCUGAUUGAUUAUUGAUCAGGUGUCUGUGAUGGUUAUAUUUGAACAGUUCUGAUUGAUUAUUGAUCAGGUGUCUGUGAUGGUUGAAUUUGAACAGUUCUGAUUGAUUAUUGAUCAGGUGUCUGUGAUGGUUAUAUUUGAACAGUUCUGAUUGAUUAUUGAUCAGGCGUCUGUGAUGGUUGAAUUUGAACAGUUCUGAUUGAUUAUUGAUCAGGCGUCUGUGAUGGUUGAAUUUGAACAGUUCUGAUUGAUUAUUGAUCAGGUGUCUGUGAUGGUUAUAUUUGAAUAGUUCUGAUUGAUUAUUGAUCAGGUGUCUGUGAUGGUUGAAUUUGAACAGUUCUGAUUGAUUAUUGAUCAGGCGUCUGUGAUGGUUGAAUUUGAACAGUUCUGAUUGAUUAUUGAUCAGGCGUCUGUGAUGGUUGAAUUUGAACAGUUCUGAUUGAUUAUUGAUCAGGCGUCUGUGAUGGUUGAAUUUGAACUCUAACUCUUCUUCUGCUGUCUGAUCGUCACAGGGAGAACCAGACCCGUUAUGAUCCCCCUGUCCCCGCCUCUCGAGGAUCCUCCUGGAUUGGACGACCCGUAUGAUGAUGUCAUGGCCGACAUUACCACGGAGCAUCAUUUCUGAGCGACCAUUUUGUUUUUCUGUUUGAUAUUUGUGGU
Messenger RNA from Xyrichtys novacula (pearly razorfish), 12156 nucleotides. The record is from the annotation of a GenBank genome assembly. Lineage: Eukaryota; Metazoa; Chordata; Actinopteri; Labriformes; Labridae.